GUCAAUUUGAUAUAUGUUAUGGCAGUAUAUUCUAGAGUUGCUCUGUUGCUAGCUAUUGCCUUGUUGUUGUGCUUUACAUUGGAUUUCCAUUUUCUUUACUUUAGUUACCAGUAUCAGUUCGCCGCACAUAUAAACUUGCAGCUCUUCUCUACAUAAACUUUGCUGUAGUUGUUGUGACUGUAUGAUGGCACGCAUAAACAUAAAAAUGGAUGUUUUUUGAGUGCAAGACAGCAGUUGGUUACCAGGAGAUGGGGUGGUAAGCCACUCACUGAGACUUUGUGGUGGCCAUUUAGUGAGGUGAAAUUGAGUUUGUGCUGUCUGCCGAGCUAAUGAGUCCUGCCUGGCUAUAGAUAGUUGUUGACACACAUACCCUGAAUGUAGCUUGCGUUUGCUGCUGGUAAGUGCAGCUAAAUUCAAAGUUUUUAUGGCAUCAGAGUCACGUUUGUUUUUUCGUCCAUAUGUGUUCCACCCUCUAAUGGGCUUCUCGUGUGCUCCUAGAACUAGUUACAUCCUGGUAAAUACCUUUGAAAGAUGUCGAAUUACCAUGCACAGCCAUACCUCCAUCAUUAAACAUGGUCCUAUCUAUGUGUGGACUAGAAGGUUUCACGUCUAGCCACCUUAAGUUACAGUAAUACAAGCCAGUUUAUUAAAGUAUUGAUGGAGGAAUGUUCAGGUCUGCCUUGUAAGCAUGAGUGGUAUCGAUUUGUACCUUUGAAAAGUAGACAUGUUCAAAAGUAGCAGCAGUGUUGGGCCUCAACACAGGAACUCGCAUCCCUCCACCUCACCCAUCAAUUUUCAAGAAUCCUCUUACAAUUCACAGCUUGUGUCACAAUGGAUGAGAUCAACUCUGGCUUAAACUAUGGGAUCGCUGGUGUGUAUGUACUGCUAUAUGUAAGCCAGAGGGUAGUGUUCCAAUAGCCUCAUAGGUUUAGGGGCCCAUAAACCUCUUGGUCAAGUUGUUUUGACCCUGUUACAGAUUAUUCUUCCUGACCUCUGUCCUUGUACAUACUGUGCUCGUACGCCUUUAUUUAAAUGCCUAUUGGGGCUUGUUCAUGACCUGUCUGUCCAAUAUGUUGGCUUUGGCCCUUUCCACGGAUGUGGUGAGAGCCCGGUGGGAGAAGAUGUUUGUGGGGGAAGGGAACAUUCAGGUGACAUUGAAGAUAAAUAUAAUAAUGGUGAAAGUGAGGAGAACAUCAAGCAUGCUAUCAUUUAUCUAUGAAUGCUAGGGAUUAAACAGGAACAAAAAUGUUUGACUCAUGAGGCGGGUUUAGCAAACUGGUCCUUUGGCUCACGUGCCCUCCCAAUACGGGAACAUGCAUCAUUCUCACACACACCCACACACACUCACACAUAAAAACGCACUCCUAUAAGCGUUGUUCUGCUCCCCAGAUGGCUGCAAACCUGCCGCGUGAGGCAGGAGGGAAAAAAGUUGAGCACUAAAGCAGUUAACUGCUGGAGCAGAUAGCCUUGGUUUACAUUUGGCUUUCCCCUUGAGAGUGAGGCAAGGUUGUGUUCACAUGACCGUCUCACUACUCAGAAAAGAUUUCACUGUAUUAAAUACAGUGAGACAACAAUACAGAAAAGCUCUGCAAAGAUAAAUCUGGAGGUUUGAUUCAAAUGAGAAAUUACACCAGUACAUGGUCUCAAACAACAAAAGAAGUUUACAAAAAGAUUGCAGACGUCUUCUGUCACAAGAUUUCAGACUUUAAUAUUUGUUGAAAAACAGUGACGAAAGCCCUCGUUCUUGGACAAAUGCAACUGUGGAGACAAUCCUGACUCUAACGUGUAGAUACAGGACUCAACAAGACUGAGAGGGUAUACUUUCUGUUUUAUUGCAAGACUCCCAGUAACCAAAGAUGCUGGUGUUGAGGGGUACCCACAAACCAGUCUUGGGGCCCCAUGCUUGGUCUGGCCAGCGCCAAUUAAGACUGCAAUUUUGCAGCAACCUACCGCUCCUAAAAAGGCAAAAGUCAUUAUGUUAUGCAGCGUCGGUAUAUGCAAAAUGCAUUCAUUUUCAGUCCCACUGCAAGCAAAUGGGAUCAAGUGUUUUAUUGUGGGGCAGAAUUUGGUUGAGUAUUUGAAAAUAUUUCAGAAAAAUAUGAAUCAUGAAAUGUUGCCAUGAGUAAUGCCAUCAUAACUUAAGUGUGAGAAAGACGUUGGCAGUUUUAGCCCCUUGUCUUCUCCAGUUCCACACAUGAGCCUAAUUAUGACUCAGUAUUGCAUUACUGACAUUCCUCCAUUGCUCUCCCUUUUUCUUCUAGACCCUGCUUUCAUUUUAUGAAUUUACCUCUCUCCCUCUCUCUCUCUCUCUCUUUCUGCCUCUCUUGAGGCUCCGCAGAUUUGCUGAGCAACCACCUCCCCCCACUGCUCCCCCUCCUCUACCCCUCCUCUGACCCCCUUGGCGAAGACCAAGCGACACUCGAUCCCUUCAGUUUCACAUAGAGUCAGCUGUUCGCUUUAACCCACCUGCGUCUUUGGUUUUAAUCGUUUUAUCAGGGACUUGGAGCACAUCAUAAUGAUACGUUUUGCUUUGGUCCUGACACAUUUGCACAGUAUUUUACAUACAGCUGAGAGCGAGGAAGAGGAAGAGGAGGAGGCAGAUAUGAGAGGAGGGAGGGGAUAGAAAUUGAAACCGUGAGGCAGCUCAAAAGGAAUUGUUAAUGGAUGCAUGAGAAUAAGGGAUGUUCAGCCUCUGGGUUUGUUUGAUAAAUGAAGCUUGUGUGUGUGUGUUUGUGUGUGUGGUUUAGGAAGACAGACAAGGUUACCCAUAGCUCGGUGGCUUUUCUUGCAAGAAUUGUCUGCAGGGUUUUUUGGAAAGCAGCUCUGGAGAUAAGAGUGCAUGCUACGUGACAGGUAGCAGCUCACCGUUACAAAAUCCUAUGGGUUAAUCCAGGAGGAGGAGGAGAAGAAGGUAAAGGGAGGAGGCGGGGAGAGGACAAGCAGGUCACACCACUCCUCAGCCUUUAUGCUGCCCAGCACAAGAAGAAGAGGCAGACUGUCCGUUUUUCACUCUGUCGCUCUUUUGCUCUCGUCUUUCCUCUGUCACUUCCUCCCUCCACCCCCUCUUUUUUCCUUCUCCUCUGUUCCCCUUUGCUAGUCAGCCACUACAGCCCUCCCUCCGUCUCCCUCUCUCUCUCUUCUUGACUUCCUCUCCUCCCGUGCCUCUCUCUAUGACACUGGAAAGCGUCUCAGUGUGAAAAUGCCAUCCUGCUCUCCAGACUGUUGCCUCUUUCAGGCGGUGGAGAUCGUGAAGGUUUGGAGCGAGGAUGGGGCCGGUAAAGUGGUGGAGAUCCCAGCGGACAUGACAGCAAGAGAUGUUUGUCAGCUUCUAGUCUAUAAGAGCCACUGCCUGGAUGACAAUACCUGGUCAUUGGUGGAGCACCACCCGAUACUAGGCCUUGAGCGAUGUCUGGAAGAUCAUGAGUUGGUGGUUCAGGUUCAAGCUUCAAUGAGCAGUGACAGUAAAUUUCUCUUCAGGAAGAACUAUGCCAAAUAUGAAUUCUUCAGGAACCCCCUGAACUUUUUUCCGGAGCAGAUGGUAGCCUGGUGUCAGGAGUCCGAUGGCUCCAUCCCUCAAACACAGCUUUUACAGAACUUCCUGAACUCGAGCAGCUGUCCAGAGAUUCAAGGCUAUCUGUACUUGAAAGAACCUGGACGUAAGUCAUGGAAGAAGCUCUACAUGUCGCUGCGACGCUCCGGCCUCUACUACUCCACGAAAGGAACUUCAAAGGAGCCACGUCACCUGCAGCUGCUGUCAGACCUGGAAGACAGUAACAUUUUCACCUUCAUCCCGGGCAGGAAGCUUCACAACGUCCCCACAGACUUCCAGUUCUGCAUCAAGCCCAAUAAAGCCUGCAGCGACUGUAAAGAGCUGAAGAUGCUGAGUGCUGAAGAUGAGCAGAGCCGCACCUGCUGGAUGACUGCUUUCAGGUUGCUCAAGUACGGAAUCGAACUGUAUAAAAGCUACACUGUCCCCCAGCAGAGGAAGCCCAACCUCUCGCAUUUCUCUUCUCCUGUGCGAAGCGUGUCUGAGAACUCUCUGGUUGCCAUGGACUUCUCCGGACAGACAGGUCGGGUUAUUGACAACCCUGUGGAGGCCCAAAGCGCUGCGGUGGAGGAGGGACACACAUGGAGGAAGCGAAGCCCACGCAUGAAUGUCCUCGGGAGUCCCAGUCCCCUGCACCCGUCCUCUCUCAGCACAGUCAUCCACAGAACUCAGGUGUGGUUUCAUGGGCGCAUCGUGAGAGAAGAAGCCCACAAGAUGAUCAUGCAGCAGGGUCAAGUGGACGGGCUCUUCCUGUUGCGGGACAGUCAGAGUAACCCCAAGGCAUUUGUGCUCACCAUGUACCACCACCAGAAGAUCAAGCACUUCCAGAUCCUCCCGUGUGAAGAAGACGGAAAGGUGUUCUUCAGCUUGGACGACGGCGCCACCAAGUUCACCGACCUGAUCCACCUGGUGGAAUUCUACCAGCUCAACAGAGGAGUGUUGCCCUGCAAGCUCAAACACCCGUGCACCGCCGUGGCCUUGUGACACUCCCCCUUUGUACCCUUUUCUUUUUGCACACUUCCCCUCGCCCCGGCUGAGCCCCCUCCCACCCCCCUUACAACCUCUCACCAACCCUGAAGAGUUUGAGGAGAUCCGGAGAAGUCAACUCAGCAGGAGCUAAGCACUGGAGACGCCUCUGGUGCACAAGCUUUGCUUCGCCUUACUGCGUUUUGGAUGCUUGAACGGAAAAUGAGGUCUGAAAGUUGGGACAGUGUGGGACCAGGAAGUGGUGGGGUUUUAUGGUUGGAUCCCUCUGUUAGUCCCCUCGACACAACUCCUCCAUUCCUCCAGGCAUGAUAAGCUGCGGUGUCCCUCAGGGGGGCGCCCUUUGACUUCCUCACCGAUCAUCAGGGAUGGAUGAGAAGCUCUCUGGCUGUUGGUCCAGGAGUUCUCUCAGCCUGCGCAGUCCAGUCUGGAUAAGCUGACACAACGACCCCGCUGAUUCAACACGUGCCCCUCCUCCUCCACACAAGCUCAGAGGGCCGGAUGAAAGGAAAAAGGAAUGUUCUGUCAGGAAGGCCGUGACGAGCCUCUCUUGUAGAGUCGAUUACUUGAUGUCAUUGUGAUGCUGUUUUAUUACUGUUGAGUCAAUGCAGAACCCGUUUUGCACUUGUGGGGGCGACAGAGAGCGAGCUCUCGUCCUCUUCCUCCUCACCUUCUGAGGGGAUCGCAGCCCUGGCGCUAGAGACCUGGCCGCAGGAGGAGGCGGAGGAGGACGGCUGGGGACGGCGCCCCGGGAGCCCGUCCACCCCCGAGCUUCGACCAUUUCUUCUUCAAUCAAAGGCUGACGUGAAUUGGUGUUGAAUGUGAUUUGUGUUUCUGGAGGUCUGUUCUUAGCUCACUGCUUGCACAUUUGAAUUUCAACGUUGAAGGGUUCAGAGCCGCCGUGUUCGGACUCACUGCUGCGCGCAGACACUGACCACUGUUUCCAGACAGAAGCACUCCCGAGACGAAUAACUUGAAUCGUGAGCUCAGCUGACUGUACGGCAGCCCAGUCAAGUGAGCGUCACUUGCCUUAAGUCAGAAUGGUGAGCCUCGUGUGUGAAGAGCUGCAUGUGAACGCGCGCGCUGGUGCUCACCACGAGGACCGCAGUCGCCGUCAGCAGAAGCUACGCCGGUCUAGGACAAAAGCCACCAGCACUUUUUGGGCCGCGGGGUCACGUGCAGUCACGCCGCACGCCACACCCGUCAGACUCCCGCACCAUCACCUUCGCGUCACGUGACCCGAGAGAAUCAGUUUACAUCGGACGUUCGCCUCGUACCGGCGUUAGCCGCUCCUGGAGACAGACGUCAACCACAAUCGCUCUCCGCGAUCAGCUCUGCAGCCGCGCUGUGAACGCUCCAGUUGUGUCUCCACAAGAUGGGUGUUGCUUAGUGGACUCUUUAGGAACUCUCACCUGCGCUGCUCCCCAUGGUCUCAUACGCUAACAGAACGAUCCCACCGCGUUGCAUCUUCAGGGACGAAGCUUUACACAUGAACUGCACCCACCAUUUGGCGCCUGUGUAGAAGGUUCGGUUCCAGUUUGGUCCUCUGAUCCAGAGGUUCAGCGUGUGCUUGCGGCCUGCAGGGAUCCAGUCUGUGACUCUGCUCAACUGUUAGACGAUCUUUCACCAUGUAGCGUUGUCGGCGCAUCAGUCCGCCUGAACUUCUGUUCCCCUUCGAGCGCUCACAGUGAUGAAGUCCCGCUUCACUGCGCUGACCCUCGAUCCUCAUGAUCCCUUCGCAGUCUCAGUGACGGUAACAUCAGCCCGUCGAGCCUCGAACAUUGUUGAGCCGACUUCCCUCACUGAGGCUUGGGAACCAGAUGCGACGCCGGCGCGUGCUUGCCUCUGUAGCAGUCCCACAUUUCCUAGAGCCGCUCAGUCAGGACCGUGACCCGGGUCUGACCCUCCGACUACCUAGCAAACUGGUGCCGCCCGUCCGACCAAUCUCAGCACGCGAACCAUUCGGCCUUCGUCAGUCAGACUCUCCAGGGAUUGGAUAAUGCUUGAACCCCAACGCCCCCAACCCAACUGUGUCCAGCCUGUAAGCUAUUACCGUGUGAGUGUGAGCGAGCGCGUGCGCGGCUAGACUGUUAUACUGACUAAUCAGGAUUGCUAACUCAGCUGUUAUCAUACAUACAUGCCUUUGUAGACCAGUAGUGAGAAGGUGGUGACAGGAAAGCGAUGCCUUGCUUGGUUGAGGACGGGAGGUGACAGGUAUCCCAGUAUUCUCGUCACACGGGGAGGCGGGGUAUGAGGUCACUCGCCGUCCUCCUCCUCUGGUUUGUGCUACCGUGCAAUUGUAGAGCCCGAGUCCACCAGUAGAAGUGUGAACCUAUGUGAAGCUCUGGAGGAGACGUAGAUCUAACACUGUACCUAGGUCACAGAUCACUAUGUGAGGGGCGUUAUGUUUUACUCAUAACUCCACGUAAAUAUGAAGAAUGAUUUAUUUUGUCCUUUUUUUUUUCAAUAUUUGACUGUGUGUAUUAUUGUGUAUUUUCUUGUUUGCCACAAAAAAAGACCUUUUAUAAAAAAUAUAUAUAAAAUAAAGAU
This is a messenger RNA of Synchiropus splendidus (mandarinfish), 7081 nucleotides long. Its product is annotated as growth factor receptor-bound protein 10-like. The record is from RefSeq and is a predicted model, not a curated record. The transcript is spliced from 13 exons. The coding region runs from base 3200 to 4531 and encodes 443 amino acids. NCBI's taxonomy places the organism in Eukaryota, Metazoa, Chordata, Actinopteri, Syngnathiformes, Callionymidae. Gene Ontology annotation, biological process: negative regulation of Wnt signaling pathway; insulin receptor signaling pathway; negative regulation of insulin receptor signaling pathway. Gene Ontology annotation, molecular function: insulin receptor binding.